Messenger RNA from Mus caroli (Ryukyu mouse), 2046 nucleotides. The record is from RefSeq and is a predicted model, not a curated record. NCBI's taxonomy places the organism in Eukaryota, Metazoa, Chordata, Mammalia, Rodentia, Muridae.
AUGACUGCUUCUCUGCUAUAUGUGCCCCAGGGUCUCUUAACGUUCAAGGAUGUGGCUGUGGAGUUCUCAGUGGACGAAUGGGAAUGUCUCAGCUAUUCUCAGAGGGCACUGUAUAGAGAUGUGAUGAUGGAGAAUUACAGUAAUCUAUUCUUUUUGGAGAAUUUUCUUCACUGUGAGAAGGUGUUGAAUCAAGGCACAAAGCAUAUUGUCCACAAGCGUGUAACUAUCCAAGAAAAGUCUUACAAAUGUAAUGAGCCUGUCAACAUGAUUCAUCAGUCUUCCCAAGGUACACCUUCCAGAACCCAACAAUCAAACCUAAACAGAAAAAAAAUGGGGAAGACUGGAGAUGAACCUUGCAAAUUUAAAGACUGUGUAAACUUUCUGAAUGUGUUUUCCAUCAUUAGUCAAAAUGGAAGAAUCCAUAUAGGAGGGAAAGACACAAAUGAUACAGAGCAUAAAAAUCUGUUUGACUCAAAACAUAAACUCAUGCUGAAACAAAGUGGCACUAAUGGAAAAAAACCACACAAUUGCAGGAAAUGUAGGAAAUGCUUCAACAUGUACUCAGGUGUCAGUAGACAUCAGAGAGCACAUACUAGAGGGAAAACCUAUAAAUGUAGACACUAUAGUGAAUCCUUUCUGCAUUUGUCACAGCUCAAACUACAUUACAAAAUUCAUUACGGACAAUGUCCUUGCAAAUGUGGCAACUGCUUUUAUCAUAUAUCAGGCUUCGAAAGAUACUACAGAAUUCACCCUUGUGGGAAUACUUAUAAAUGCAGUGAUUGUGGCAAAUCCUUUAGCUAUUCACAAAUUAGAAAACAUCAGAGAAGUCAUACAGGAGAGAAACCUUACAAAUGUAGUGAAUGUGAGAAAUACUUUUCCCAGAAAUACCAACUUACAAUUCAUCAGAGAAAUCACACAGGAGAGAGACCUUACCAGUGUACUGAAUGUCACAAAUCCUUUAUCCAAAAAUCUAGUCUUAUUAUUCAUCUGAGAAUACAUACAGGAGACAAACCUUACAAAUGUAUUGAAUGUGACAAAUGCUUUACUGUGUUAAGCAGUCUUAGAAGUCAUCAGAGAAUUCAUGCAGGAGAGAAACCUUAUAAAUGUAGUACAUGUGACAAAUGCUUUGCCGACAAACGAAGUCUUCAUAUUCAUCAGAGAAUUCAUACAGGAGACAAACCUUAUAGAUGUAGUGAAUGUGAAAAAUGCUUUACCCACAAAGACAGUCUGAGUAUUCAUCAGAAAAUUCAUACAGGAGAGAAACCUUACAAAUGUAGUGAAUGUGACAAAUGGUUUAACCAGAAAAGCAAUCUUAGGACUCAUCAAAGAAUUCACACAGAAAAACCUUACACAUGUAGUGAAUGUGGAAAAUGCUUUACUGAGAAAGGCAGUCUUAGAAGUCAUCAGAUAAUUCAUACAGGUAAGAAACCUUAUAAAUGUAGUGAAUGUGACAAGUGCUUUGCCAAGAAAUAUCAACUUAGAAAUCAUCAGAGAAUGCAUACAGGAGAAAAGCCUUACAAAUGUAUUGAAUGCAAAAAAUGCUUUACUGUGAAAGCAAGUCUCAGAACUCAUCAGAGAAUUCAUACGGGAGAGAAACCUUACAAAUGUAGUGAAUGUGGCAAGUCCUUUACCCUGAAAUGCCGUCUUACAGUUCAUCAGAGAAUUCAUACAGGAGAGAAACCUUACAAAUGUAGAGAAUGUGAGAAAUGCUUCAGGUACAAAUGCACCCUUAUACAUCAUCAGAGAAUUCAUACAUGAAAUAAACUGUACAAAUGCAGAGAAUGUCACAAGUAGUUUAUUGAGAAGGGCAGUAUUAGAAGCCAUGAAAGAAUUCAUACAGAAAAGAAACCUUACAAAAUUAGUGAAUAUGAUAAAUGCUUUAUUGAUAAAGGCAGUUUUAGAAGUCAUCAAGAAAUUGAUGCAGGGAAAAUAUUGUACAAAUGCAGUAAAUGUGACAAAUAUAUUACCCGUAAUUAUGAUCUUAUGAUUCAUGAAAGAACUCAUACAACAAAGAAGCCUUAUAAAUAUAGUGAAUGUGAAAAGUAA